This is a messenger RNA of Ectocarpus sp. CCAP 1310/34, 1281 nucleotides long. NCBI's taxonomy places the organism in Eukaryota, Phaeophyceae, Ectocarpales, Ectocarpaceae. The record is from the annotation of a GenBank genome assembly.
AUGACAUGGUCCCCACGCCGCGACCACUACCGGCUGCUGCAGACGACACACCACCGUCUGCCUCUGCGAGUUAUCGGCUACCGGCGCAAACGAGGCACCUACCGGCAGCUGUCAUACGCCCAGGCGCUGAAGAGGGUCGGCUGCCAGAGCGUGGAGGCCACUGUCCGUCAACGGUGCCUGCUCUUUGCGGGGGCCAUGGCAAGACAGCCAGACGGGCGGCUUCCGAAACGGCUGAUGUUCGGCGAGUUGGUGGGAGGGGAGAACCCGGGCCGGGGAAGCCCGGAGCAGAACUGGCUGAUAUGCCUGAAGGACGACCUGAAGAUGUUCGAAGCCAGACACGGCUCCACGCCCGACAAGCGGAGCUUCUUCGGAAUCCCGAAGCCAGACUGGGACGAGGCGGCGAAGGUGGAGGGGGGGGUACCGUGGCACGCGGGGGUGCUACAGGGAGCUGAGAGGUUUAUGGCCUCUUGGCACAAGGGCGAGGAGAAGGCCAGCCGACAACGAGCCAUCAAACGAGGAGACAGCGGGCCCAAAAAGAGUCUAGAUACGGCACCCAUCUACGGGGCGGGAGGGGGGCGGGAGGAAACGGCGCGGGAAGAAAGCAAGCGAGAAGAGACCGACCGCGUGACGUGACAUGUUGCGGUUGAAUUUCAGCGACUAGUUUUUCUGUUGCCCUCUCCCCCGUUUGCUGUCGCGAACUCUACGGAUAUCCCUGUCUCUGUGCGAGUUUGUUUAUGUCCUCGUCUGUCUUUUGAUUUAUUUCGUCUUUGUUUUGUUUUUUUCAGUGCUGCACGACUGAAAAAAAUAAAAAGUAUGUGAGAAACAACGCUUCCAACGGGAAAGCAGCCCCCUGUGGAAACCCCUCCGAUCAGGCGGCUCGCGGCGCAACAGACCUCCACACCCAGCACGGGCUCUAGAGGGCGAACCAGAGGCUAAACUGCCCAGACAACUCGAGAGGUAUUUAAUGCAUGGGAUAACGGCCGGCACAGGUCGUGCUGACAGAUGACCCGUCGGAGAGGUAGGGGGGGCAACCGGGCUGGUGGGGCUAACAACCCCAGAGGUCAACCGGCUACGCCACCUGCUACACCUCCAAACCAGCCUAGGAGCUCUGUUACACCCAGAAGCGGGGGUAUGCAGCCAGCAUGGGACCUUCGUCAGCUUACGGAAGGCCCGCUAACCCCGCGUACUCCAGUGGUCGACAACUCAGGGGGAGACAUAACAAGUGAACGUCCACGGAUCAGGAGCGGGAGAGAGGGCAACUUAACCACUGAGGUGCGCACC